Molecule: messenger RNA, 6623 nt
Organism: Rhinopithecus roxellana (golden snub-nosed monkey)
Lineage: Eukaryota; Metazoa; Chordata; Mammalia; Primates; Cercopithecidae
Product: leucine-rich repeat-containing protein 37A3-like
Molecular function (GO): protein binding
Source: RefSeq, a predicted model, not a curated record
UCAACAAAGUGGUGCACGAUGAUGACUCCAGUUAUCGGGAGGAGCUGGAAGACAACGAGGAGGACGCCAGUUACUACACGGAAAGCAGCUUCAGGAGCCGUAGUACCUACAGCAGCACUCCAGAAAGUGAUAAAAUAGCUGUGGAGUACAGACCCAGUGAAGAGAUUGUAGAUGUCACAUGGGAAGAAGAACUACACGGUUUAAUUCAAGUAUGUGGAGAUAAAAAAUCAAAGAACCUGAAGAAAGAUGUAGCUCAGCGUUGGAGCCUUGCUGAGAUUGAUGGAAUUCCACACCAAUUAUCCAAGUCUGGGCAUCAGAAACAGACUUUGCAGGAUGAAUAUUCCAGUAUGGAUACAUUGUAUCCCAGCAGCCUGCCUCCAGAACUCAGGGUGAACUCAGAUGAGCCUCCAGGGCCCCCUGAGCAAGUUGGACUUUCUCAAUUCCAUCUAGAGCCUGAAACUCAAAAUCCAAAGAUGCUUGAAGACCUGCAGUCCUCUUUACUCCAGCAAGAUGCCCCAGGGCAGCUUCCACAGCUCCCUGAGGAGGAAGAACCUUCAACCCAAGAGGAGGCCCCAGCUCUGCCUCCAGCAUCCUCUAUGGAGAGUCUAACUCGACCGAAUCCUGAGGUGACAGUUCAACCCCCAGGUGAGGAUCAAUCUCUUUAUAACUUGCCUGGCAUUACAGUUAAACCUGCAGAUGUGGAGGUUCCCAUGACUCCAGAGGCUGAAAACGAGACAGAAUCUUCCCAAGCCCAGCAGGAGUCCCCAGGUCAGCCUCCAGAGGAGGUGGAACCUUCUGCAACCCAACAGGAGGCCCCAUCUGAGCCUCCAGGUCCUCCUGUGGAGCCUGAACUUCCCCCUAGUGAGCAGGAGCAGCCAGCUCAGCCUUCUGAGUCUUCUGGGGAGGUGGAAUCUUCUCCAGCCCAGCAGGAUACCCCAGCUCAGCCUCCAGAAGAGAUGGAGUCAUCUGCAAUCCAACAGGAGGCCCCAACUGAGCUUCCAGGUCCUCCUAUAGAGGCUGAACUUUCCCCCAGUGAGCAGGAGCAGCCAGCUCAGCCUUCUGAGUCUUCUGGGGAGGUUGAAUCUUCUCCAGCCCAGCAGAAGACCCCAGCUCAGCCUCCAGAAGAGAUGGAGUCAUCUGCAAUCCAACAGGAGGCCCCAACUGAGCUUCCAGGUCCUCCUAUAGAGGCUGAACUUUCCCCCAGUGAGCAGGAGCAGCCAGCUCAGCCUUCUGAGUCUUCUGGGGAGGUGGAAUCUUCUCCAGCCCAGCAGGAGACCCCAGCUCAGCCUCCAGAAGAGAUGGAGUCAUCUGCAAUCCAACAGGAGGCCCCAACUGAGCUUCCAGGUCCUCUUAUAGAGGCUGAACUUUCCCCCAGUGAGCAGGAGCAGCCAGCUCAGCCUUCUGAGUCUUCUGGGGAGGUGGAAUCUUCUCCAGCCCAGCAGGAGACCCCAGCUCAGCCUCCAGAAGAGAUGGAGUCAUCUGCAAUCCAACAGGAGGCCCCAACUGAGCUUCCAGGUCCUCCUAUAGAGGCUGAACUUUCCCCCAGUAAGCAGGAGCAGCCAGCUCAGCCUUCUGAGUCUUCUGGGGAGGUUGAAUCUUCUCCAGCCCAGCAGGAGACCCCAGCUCAGCCUCCAGAAGAGUUGGAGCCAUCUGCAAUCCAACAGGAGGCCCCAACUGAGUUUCCAGGUCCUCCUAUAGAGGCUGAACUUUCCCCCAGUGAGCAGGAGCAGCCAGCUCAGCCUUCUGAGUCUUCUGGGGAGGUGGAGUCUUCUCCAGCCCAGCAGGAGGCCCCAGCUCAGCCCUCAGAACAUCAUGAAGUCACAGUUUCACCUCCUGGUCACCAUCAAACUCAGCAUUCAGAUUUUCCCAAUGUCUCUGUUAAGCCUCCAGACACGCAGCUCACCAUAAUAGAGCCUAGUGCAGAGGUGGGAACUUCUCCAGUCCUCCAGGAGGCUACAGCUCAGCUCUCAGGGCCAGGUAAUGAUGCAGAACCUCCCGCCACUCAGCACGGGGGCCCACCUCUGCCUCCAGAGUCACUGGAAGAGGCUGGACCUUUAGCAAUUCAACAGGAGACUUCAGUUCAAUCUCCGGAACCUGUUAAUAGUGAGAACCCCUCUCCAACCCAGCAGGAGGCUGAAACUGAGCAUCUACAGACCGCUGAGGAGGGUGAGUCUUCUCUAACCCAGCAGGAGGCCCCAGCUGAGACUCCAGAGCUCCCUAAUGAAGUUGUAGCUCAACCUCCAGAGCAUUCAAACCUGAAUCAAGCCACAGUUCAACCUUUGGACCUGGGGCUUAGCAUCACGCCAGAGUCCGUGACAGAGGUUGAACUUUCUCCAACCAUGCAGGAGACCCCAACUCAGCCUCCUAAGAAAGUUGUAUCCCAACUUCCAGUACAUCAAGAGAUAACAGUUCCAACACCAGGUCAGGAUGAAGCUCAGCAUCCAGUGUCACCCAGCGUCACAGUUCAACCUUUGGACCCGGGGUUUAUCAUCACUCCAGAAUCCACAACAAAGGUUGAACUUUCUACUGUCCUGAUGACUAUAGCUCCUCCUGCAGAACACCCUGAGGUGACACUUCCACCUUCAGACCAGGUUCAGACUCAGCAUUCACACCUGACUCAAGCCAUGGUUCAACCUUUGGACCUAGGGCUUACCAUCAUUCCAGAAUCCACAACAGAGGUUGAACUUUCUCCAACCAUGCAGGAGACCCCAACUCAGUCUACUAAGAAAGUUGUACCCCAACUUCUAGUACAUCAAGAGGUAACAAUUCCAACACCAGGUCAGCAUGAAGCUCAGCAUCCAAUGUCACCCAGCGUCACAGUUCAACCUUUGGACCUGCGACUUACCAUCACUCCAGAACCCCCUGCGGAGGUUGAACUUUCUACAGCCCUGAUGACUACAGCUCCUCCUCCAGAACACCCUGAGGUGACACUUCCACCUUCAGACAAGGGUCAGGGUCAGCAUUCACACCUGACUCAAGUCACAGUUCAACCUCUGGCCCUGAAGCUUAACAUAACUACAAAACCUACUACAGAGGUUAAACCAUCUCCAACCACAGAGGAGACCUCGACUCAGCCUCCAGACCCAGGGCUUGCCAUAACUCCAGAGCCCAUUAUAGAGAUUGGACAUUCUUCAGCCCUGGAGAAGACUACAGCUUCUCAUCCAGACCAGGUUCAGACUCUGCAUCGAAGCCUGACUGAAGUCACAGGUCCACAUACUGAACUAGAACCUACUCAGGAUUCAUUGGUGCAGUCUGAAAGUCACACCCAAAAUAAGGCUUUAACUGCAUCAGAGGAACAGAAGGCCUCCACAAGCACCAACAUAUGUGAGCUCUGUACCUGCGGAAAUGAGACGCUGUCAUGUGUUAAUCUCGGCCCAAAGCAGAGGCUCCGCCAAGUGCCUGUGCCAGAGCCCAACACCUACAAUGGCACCUUCACCAUCUUAGAUUUCCACGGAAACUAUAUUUCUCACAUUGAUGGAAAUGUAUGGAAAGCAUACAGUUGGACCGAGAAACUAAUUCUCAGUGAAAAUUAUUUGACUGAAUUACAUAAGGAUUCAUUUGAAGGCCUGCUAUCCCUCCAGUAUUUAGAUUUAUCCUGCAAUAAAAUACAGUUUGUUGAAAGACAUACAUUUGAACCACUACCAUUUUUGCAAUAUCUAAAUCUUCGUUGCAAUUUACUCGCAGAACUGAGCUUUGGAACAUUUCAGGCCUGGCACGGAAUGCAGUUUUUACACAAGUUAAUUCUCAAUCGCAAUCCUCUGACAACUGUUGAAGAUCCGUAUCUCUUUAAAUUGCCGGCAUUAAAAUAUUUAGACAUGGGAAAAACACAAGUCCCACUUGCAACACUUAAGAACAUUCUCACGAUGACUAUUGAACUGGAAAAACUGAUCUUACCUAGCCAUAUGGCCUGCUGCCUCUGCCAAUUUAAAAACAGCAUUGAGGCUGUCUGCAAGACAGUCAAGCUGCAUUGCAACAGUACCUGUCUGACAAGCACCAUACAUUGUCAUGAAGAAGCAUCCAUAGGGAAUUCAGAAGGAGCGUUCAUGAAGGUGUUACAGGCCCGGAAGGAGCACACGAGCACUGAGCUGACUGUUGAGCCGGAGGCGCCCUCAGACAGCAGUGGCAUCAACUUGUCAGGCCUUGGGAGUGAGCAGCUAGACACCAAUGACGAGAGUGAGGUUAUCAGUGCACUAAGUUACAUCUUGCCUUAUUUCUCAGCAGGAAAUCUAGAUGCGGAAUCAAUGUUGUUACCAUUCAUGAAACUACUCUUUUCUAAUGCGCAAGAUGGAGAUAGGCCCCUGAGUAUAAGGGAAGAAAAAACUGCCAUGCUUAUGCAGACCAGCCUUCUAGGUAAGAAAUUUAAAGGCCAAAUAUUUGAGAAGAAAUCAGAAAGUAUCCAACCACAGGAAAAGAGCCUGAUAAAGAUUCAAAGUGUAGGCAACAACCUGCAGAGAGUGAACAGAGUCCUCACGGGCCCAAUGAGCAUCCAGAAAAGGCACUUCAAAGAGGUGGGAAAGCCGAGCACCAGGAGGGAGGAGGGUGCACAGGCAUUUGUGGAGAACGCUGCCCAAGAAAAAAGGCUCAGGAGCCCAGUCCCAGGGGAGCUGGAACAGCCUCACAUAGAGAAGUUAGCAGGAAAUGCCAUCUACAUGAAGCCUUCAUUCACCCAAGAGCGUAAGGCGGCAGUCUCCUCUGUGCUGAAACGCUUCUUCAUGGGCGAGCCUUCUGCUUCCAUCCCUGCAAAAGCCCUACCUCAGGUCAGAGAUAGAUCAAAAGACUCAACAUACAGUAUUUUAAUUUUAGAAAAUGCAGAGGCUAGAGUUAAGAAUACAAAGGCUGCUAGACCAAUCGUACAUUCCAGAAAAAACGACCGCUCUCAUAAAACUCGCACCUGUGUGGCCCACAGAACACCCAAGGCCAAAAAGAGUCGAAAUUUGAGAAAGAAAAAUUAUCUCAAUAGACUGAUGCUUGCAAACAGGCCGCCAUUCUCUGCAGCAAACAGCCUCAUAAAUUCCCCUUCACAAAGGGCUUUUUUGCCUUUAGUAGACCUGAGUCCUAAGGAAAAUCCUUUUCCUAAACUAUUUGAAGAACGUAUUACAGAGAACACGAAGGUAAAAGACACAACUGCAAGAAAUGCCUUUGAAGAAAACAUUUUUAUGGAAACCACUACUAUGCCAGAAGGCACCAUCUCUGAAAACACAAACUACAAUCCUCCUCCUGAGGCAGAUUCUGCUGGGAUUGCGUUCAACUUAGGGCCACCUGUUAAACAAACCGAUCCAACACAAUGGGAAUACAACAACGUGGGCACUGACCUGUUCCCCGAGCCCAAAAGCUUCAAUUAUCCAUUGCUCUCAUCCCCAGGUGAUCAGUUUGAAAUUCAGCUAACCGAGCAGCUACGAUCCCUCAUCCCCACCGAGGAUGUGAGAAGGUUUAUUUCUCAUGUUAUCCGGACCUUAAAGAUGGACUGCUCUGACACCCAUGUACAACUGACCUGUGCCAAGCUCAUCUCCAGGACAGGCCUCCUGAUGAAGCUUCUUAGUGAGCAGAAGGAAGUAAAGGCGUCCAAGGCAGAAUGGGAUACGGACCAAUGGAAAACUGAGAACUAUAUUAAUGAGAGCAUGGAAACCCGGAGUGAACAGAAAGAGCAGAAGUCGAGCGAGCUCAUGAAAGACUUUCCAGGAUAUGCUUUUGACUACAAAAUCAUCUUGGCAGUAUCUGUGACUGUAAUACUAACAAUUGUGGUUAUAAUUUUUUGUCUCAUUGAGGUAAGGAGUAAUUCAGGUUUUCAGAAUGCAGUCCUGUCUUUUUGUGGAUUCAGAGCUCACAAACUGAAAACCAAAGCCACUUCCCCACCUGCUGCUCUUGACAUUCUUUUUCAGUCCUUUAAGGCUGAGGUAUACUUUGUUCUUUUACUGCAGUGUAUAUUCCAGGAUUUUAAAGGAUCCUCAUUUCCAGGAGGUCUCUGUGAAAUGAAACCAAGUUAAUCCCACUAGACUAUUUUAAGAAGUUGAUAUAAUAGCAAAAUUUCUCCCACGUAAAACGAUGUCAACAAUUAGAUGUACUCACCAAGUCACCCCUUACUCUGCCACUAAUUUAUUUCCUUGUUGCUGAAAUGAUGAGAGACGUAUAAUCUCCACCCUCACGAAGUUGUCAUCACCCUGGAGAGGAAGGAGACAGCCAAUAGAGAGAACUAUUGUCUUGUAGACUUAUUAGAUUCACACAGUAUCAUCCUUUUCCAGUGUGUAAGGCAUUGUCUAAAUAGGUCCAGUUAAAGCACUACAGAGUAGCCAUUUAAAAAAAAAAUUGUUGGCCACAUUUUUAAGUUCACAGGGGAGGGGGAAUGUCUCAUACUCCAGCCCUCCUGAGCCUCGGCCCUCUGUGAGAUGUGUCACCAUUUCUUGGACACCAUGUGAGACAUUCCCCCUCGGAUCAGAGAUGCUCAACCUGCAUUAACAUGUCUAAAGCCUACAUCUGGCUACUCUGGGGCGAGUCCUGUUCACAGUGCCCAUUCCUGGAGCUUGCCUCUGUUUGCCUUUUGUUCGAUUACAUGAUGUAUUACUUUUCCCAAGAGGCCACUGCUAACAUAUUGGAAGAGUGAUUUAAUAAGCUGGCAACCUUGACGC